Messenger RNA from Pezoporus flaviventris, 7502 nucleotides. It is a transcript of the gene TRPV2, whose product is annotated as transient receptor potential cation channel subfamily V member 2. The record is from RefSeq and is a predicted model, not a curated record. The coding region runs from base 4157 to 6508 and encodes 783 amino acids. The transcript is spliced from 17 exons. NCBI's taxonomy places the organism in Eukaryota, Metazoa, Chordata, Aves, Psittaciformes, Psittacidae. Gene Ontology annotation, molecular function: protein binding; calcium channel activity. Gene Ontology annotation, biological process: calcium ion import across plasma membrane. Gene Ontology annotation, cellular component: membrane.
UCACUGUUUCUCCACAAAAGCGUUUUGUAACUACCCUUGGGUUUCCUAUUUUGCUAUUUGAUUGUCAGGGGAGCAUUUCUUCAGGCUAUAAUCCUACAGAAAGGGAUACAUCAAGUAGAAAGCUAUCUCCAUGUAAGGAAUAACAGAAGUGGAUGUUUCCUUCAAGGUCUGAGAAGUAUAUAUAGAUAGGAACCUUUAAAUAUUAUGAUGUAAGACUAGCAUUUACAGAAAUACUGUCAUGUAAAUGAAUUCAGUCCCCAGGGACAUCAGACAGGUUCUGACAAGGAAUUAUAUGUAAGAAUAUUUGGAUUUGAUUGGGCACUGGCUGGUGUCUCUAGAAAUACACAUUUCCAUCUGUGUAGCUAUAACAAAGAGAGCUGCUAAAAUUCAUGCCUUCAGAAUGGGGUUGCAUGAAAAAAGACUCUGUAUUUUCCAAGGUGUGAACGUACAACUUUAAAACAAACUCUUCUUUUUUAAUUAACCAUGUGCCUUUCGUGAGGUUUGAGUGAAGCACUGCCCUACCUGUUGGUUUGGAGAGAAUUUGGUCCACCCUUGUGUGCUGAUACUACAGCGUGCUUACCUUUCUCCUGUAAAGGUAAGUUUGAGCUGCUGCUCCUCAGAGUGGCUACAGAUGAAUACUGUAACUAAAUUACAGGCACGUGUAAGUGACUUUGUUCUUCUAUUUACAGCAUCCAAAAAGGAUAUUAAUCAUAAGAUGAUUUUUUAGUAUUUGGUAAAAAUGGGCGCUUAGGUGAGCAGAGAAUACAUAUUACAGGAAAUAUGCUUGUUCCAGCUUUUCACAGCACCAUCUUCCUCAUGCUUCCUUUUGAGUUCUGCUUAAGCAGGUUCUGGUCAUCACUUCUCCUGCCAUGAAUUACUCUGUUUCAUCUUAUAUCAUCUAUAAUUUUAUCAUGAAUAUAUUUUAUAGUAGUAUGAAAUGGAAUUUACUGAUUUGACUUAAAGUUUCACUUAGUAGUUAAGAGUUUGACUUCUCUCUUCCCAGAUUUAAGGUUUCGACGUGUCUCCUUGUCAGGAGAAACUUAGUGCCAUCAGAUGCAUUUGCAUCAGUAAAAUAAGUACUGAGCAAGUGCAGGAUUCCUUCUUGUUCCCCAAAAUUAAAGCCUCAAAAGGCAAGAGGAUCACAUGGUGCUUUCCAAACUUCAGGUUGGCAGAUAGGUGAAAUGAAUUUGCUGCUUUUAUUCUCCCUGCAUGCUGCUUUGGAUGGCUUCCUCCUGAGUCCCAGCAGCUUUCAGGACUUGAAGUUUUGGUGGCAAGAUGCUUGUUAAGCAUUCCAACCAGCUCAGCUGGCUGGUGUGCAGCAGUGUCGUCAUCCCAUGACAGACCUCGGAACGCUGUCACUGGCAAGUGCAUGUUUGGGCAGAUCUUGUCCUUUUUCACUGCCUUGCUCUGAAAUGGGAGCACAAGUGUUUUACCCUAGCGUACUCUGCAGAAGCAUGUGCGCAUGUGUGUGCACAUACCAGUGUUUCUGUGUUCCCCAGCAGCUCCAUGGUUUUGUUUUGCUGUGGUGACCCCUCAGCUGGCAGUGAUUCCUUUCCCAGCAAUCUGCACAUUCUCCUUCCUCUGUGUAAGCUAUUAAAACCAGAUGCGCAGAAAGAACUCUGUUAUGAUGAACUUUUGUGGGCUGAUUUCAUUUCUUGGCUGGAAUAGUGGGCUGUCUCCCAUGAAAGCUGGGGGAAAAGUCCAAGGGGAUUUAAACUCUUAAGUCUGAGCUAAACUCCUGGGUCUGAAUCUAUGUCUGUUGAUAUCACAGUAAAUUAAGUGUAACGCAGCUAAACCAAACUGAACUAAAUCAGUGCAAAGCUGGAAUGAGAGAUGGGAGAGAUGAGAUCUGACCUUGCAUUUAUCUGCCUAUGUUUGUUCUUUGUAGGUUAUUCUGUGGGUCCUAAUACGUCAUUAAACCUGGAAAGAGUAAGUAGCUCUGCAUUGGUCCUGGAUCAGCUUAAUUUUAAAACACAGGAAUCUCAGAAAUAAGCUUGUGAUCUCGUGCAAAACCAUGAAAGAGGAAAAGGCACCCUGCCAUUUAAUGGGUGUAUUUAUAGGAAGGUCUUCUCACAGCCUGUAUCUGACUCAAAGUAGAAGCCAUCUGGGAAUGUUUCUAUGGGUAAGGACCACAUUGCAGGAAGUGUCACAUCAUCCUGCAGUCCCGUCAGACAAGGACUGCUUUAGGCUCUCUUUCGGCUCAUGGUAGGUUUGGAAGAAGAAAGCAACAGCCAGAGUUCAGCGUGUCAUGAUGUGACACCCCUUCUCAAUGUUUUUGGACCAAUGGUAAUUAAAGUUUUGAGAUUUCUUAUGGAAUCUGCCCCCACUAUCAAGCUAUUGAUUAGAAGAGCUCUUUACUAUUUUGGCAGUUAAUAAGGUUCUCUAGAUGACCCUUAGAUCCCAUUAAAUGCCUUUGUAAACCAUCAGUCCUCUACGGAGUACAGAUGAGAACCACUCUGCGGCAACACUGUGCUGGGGAAGGCUGUUGAGACUGUGGGUGCUGAAUGUCAUCCUGCACUGAUGCUGAGGUCUCAGUUGUGUUAGGAAUGGAAGAGAAAAAACUAAGACACUUGGUGUGGGUUGAUGUCCUCUGUUUCCCAGGGUCCUGUCUUGUGAGUGGUAAGUGAAGUGGUACUGGUGUGUGUACAUGGUCUCAGCGACAGGCAGUUAUAGGAGUGACCGGUCAGUGCUCCUAGAAGUAGCUUCACCAAGAUGUUCGCUCUUUUGGAGUGCUCAUUUCCUUUUGCAUAGGGCAACAAGCACUAAGGGCAAAUGAAGAAACCAGUGGCCUAAGUGUCUGGAAACUAAGUCUGCUUUGUGCAGUUUCCUGUGCCUGUGAUGGGUAGCUGACACUGUACUUUGUACGGUAACGUUCUGGCUAGUUCAUUGUCUCAUACCAUUUGCACUACCUCGUAGCUGGGCUGUGUGAAGUUGUGCAAGGAGAACUGGCUUCCCACAGAGCAGUUGACCUCAGAUGUUUCGCUGCUUACUUGCUUGUCCUGGGGCUAACUGAAGGAGCCUUGUGACACCUCACAAUGAAACCAUGGGCUCUAGCACUGUCAGGAUCAAACCAGCUGCCUCCCUUCUGAUCUGAGUGGGCUAUUGUUGAAAGCCCUGAGAUGCUGCCUCUAUACGUGCAGGCAUGGGUUAAGCAUUAUGAAUUUGCAAUAGCCAGCCAGCUUUCCCAUAUAAGAGCACUGCACUCAUUGGCUCUCUCUUUUACUGAGAAAUCUAUCUAGUCAUUUCCUGUGCAAGCCCUUUGCUUGGCAGAAAGCUAUACAGUUGAGUAAAUAACAAUAAUCCGUGGUUAUUCCCUCUCACAGACAGCUUGGAUUCUCUCAUGGACCACCACCAUCUAGAAGUUCAACGCUGCACUGUUAACAGGCUGCUAUUAUGAGUGUGGUCAUCUCUGCAGAGGAGGAGGACUCUCACCCAUGGAUGUAAAUAACUUGGGGUCUGCUUUCACACUAAUUAACACUUGUUGGUAUUUGGCUUGGUUUAUACCGACAGAUUAUUUACCCUCUGAAGAAUCCAUUGGGACUCCUUGUCAGAUCAGUUCUUGGGUGGAGCUUGCAGCAACUUGGGUGCUGUGGAGAGAUGGAAACUGCAGCUGAGAAAUGAUUUUGUGGAAAGGAAGACAGAAAAGCACAAGCAAACUAUUAUGAAAGUACAAAUAGCUCUGUAAAGGAUCAGCAAAUAUGCCAGUAAGUGUUUUGGGGGAGGAAACGAGUCUGAAAGGGUGCUAUAGGGUGUAUGCCUGUGUGUCCAGAGGAAUGUUUGUCAUUAGAGCGCAGACUAAACUGAAUGGCUGAAUUAUCAUAAUGGUUUGUCUUGAAAUCAGCCCUUGGAUUUCCUGCUGUGAGCUGCAUGGAGAUGUUUUGUGGCCGUUUGCUGCCUAGAACUAUGUUUCUUCAUAUCCUAAUCAAAGGCAUAAUGCCUAUGCUUUCUUAUGUAUGUCAAUUUACCUCUUUGACGGUACAGGCUAUGGAGUCUGGCUGUAGUCCCAGCAAAGGCGAUUUUGCUUCAGGGAAAACCUGUUAACCAUUUGGAGGGAGUACAUGUGAAUAAGAUGGAAUUAUUAAAUAAAGCUUUGCUUCAGGUUUAGUCUCCUAGCGCAGAACAUCUUUGGUGAUCUGAAAGACCAUCUCUCUUAGAAAUGGAUAACUUCACAAGUGGGCAGCCAGGCCCAGGUCAGAGGAACAGGCUGAUGGGAUUGCUAGAAACAGAUGACAGUACCCCAGAAGAUAAACGUGCACCUGGUAAAAAGGAAGAAAGAUCAGGACCUGGAAAGAGAGAGCAACGACCCUUGGAAACACCGUAUCAGGAGGAAAGCAGUAACUUUCCUCCUAAAAUCAAGGUUAAUCUGAACUAUCGGCCAGGACUGGGUAGCAACCAAAAGGACCCAAAUCGCUUUGACAGAGGCAGGCUCUUCAGCGCCGUCUCAGGGGGCAGCCCCGAGGCACUGGACGGUUUACUUGAGUACUUAAGGAGGACCUCCAAAUUUCUCACCGAUUCUGAAUACACAGAUGCAAAUACUGGGAAGACCUGCUUAAUGAAAGCCCUGUUGAACUUAAAAAAUGGAAAGAAUGACACAAUCCCACGUUUGCUGGAAAUAGAUCAAAAUACACACAAUCCCAGGCCACUUGUCAAUGUGGCAUGCUCUGACUGUUACUACAGAGGUCAGACAGCACUCCAUAUUGCCAUAGAGAAAAGGAGCCUAGAUUUAGUGAAGCUUCUAGUAGAGAACGGAGCUGAUGUCCAUGCCAGAGCCCACGGUGAAUUCUUCAAGAAAAAGAAAGAAGGAGUUUACUUUUAUUUUGGUGAACUUCCCCUGUCCUUGGCUGCUUGUACCAACCAGCCUGAGGUUGUGGCAUAUCUUCUAAACAAUCCCCACCAGAAAGCCAGGCUCCAGGAGCAGGACACGCAGGGCAACACAGUCCUCCAUGCCCUGGUGAUGAUUGCAGAUGACACUGAGGAGAACACCAAGUUUGUGAGCACAACGUACGUUGAGAUCUUGAAGGCAGGUGUGAAGAUUGACCCAAUGUCGAAGCUGGAGGAGAUUGUGAAUUAUGAUGGAUUAAAUCCUCUGCAGCUUGCUGCCAAGACAGGCAAAGUGGAGAUCUUCAAACACAUUAUCCAAAGAGAGAUCAAAGACCCAGUGUACAGGCACUUGUCACGCAAGUUCACUGAAUGGACCUAUGGGCCUAUCCAUGUGUGUCUCUAUGACUUGUCCUCUAUAGACAGCUUCGAGGAGAACUCUGUGCUAGAGAUUCUGGCAUACAGCAGUGACACACCGAAUCGGUACAAGAUGGUGGUUUUGGAGCCACUGAACAAACUGCUUCAGCAAAAAUGGGAAACAUUUGCUUCCAAGAGAUUCUACUUCAGUUUUGUCUCAUACUUGUCAUUCAUGAUCAUCUUUACAGCCAUUGCGUACUACCAACCCCUACGGGUAAAGCCUUCCUUUCCAGUGGAAUUCACGGCUGGAGGCUUCCUGUGGGUCUCUGGACUCAUCAUUAUCUUGCUAGGAGGCAUUUAUCUAAUCUUUGCUCAGAGUCUGUACUUGCGGAGGAGACGCCAGUCCCUGAAGACUAUGUGUUCUGACAGCUGCAUUGAGAUCUUGAUCUUCAUCCAGGCCUUCUCAUUGCUGCUCUCAGCAGUCCUUUAUGGUGCAAGUUCAGAAAACUAUGUGGCAGUGAUGGUGUUCUCCCUGCUUCUGGGAUGGGUGAACAUGCUGUAUUACACUCGGGGCUUUCAGCGCACUGGCAUCUACAGUGUCAUGAUCCAGAAGACUAUUCUGAGAGAUCUGCUGCGUUUCCUCUUAGUUUAUAUGAUCUUCCUCUUUGGCUUUGCUGCAGCUCUGGUUACACUGAUGGGGGAUGCUCCUUCGGUGUCUCAGAACAAAUCUCUUGCUCAUUUGGAGAGCACUGGGAACCAUGCUAUGUACGGUGGGCUGCUUAGUGUCUCCCUGGAGCUCUUCAAGAUCACCAUUGGGAUGGGAGACCUGGAUUUUCAGGAACAUGCCAGAUUCAGAUACUUUGUCAUGCUCCUGCUGCUUCUUUUUGUGAUCAUCACUUACGUUCUUCUGCUCAACAUGCUGAUUGCUCUCAUGAGUGAGACUGUCACAGAUAUUUCUAGUUACAGCAAAAGCGUCUGGAAGCUGCAGAGGGCUAUUGCUAUUCUAGAGAUAGAGAAGGCCUGGCUGUGGCGCCAAGGUGGGAAAAGGAGAUCUGGCUGCUUCAUGUCAGUGGGCCUCAAUAAGAAAGAUGAAAGGUGGUGCUUCAGAGUAGAGGAAAUUAAAUGGACUGAUUGGGCAAAGGAUGUGGGAGUUCUUAAGGAAGACCCUGGCAACACCAAUGAUUCAGAAAUAAACCCAGAAGAGACAAGAUCAUGGAAACGGACGCCACAGAAACAGCUGAGACCAGGUGGUUCAGAGGAGCAGUCACUAUUGCAGCCCCAGAUGUCAGCAACUGAGAUGAUGCCUCUAGAGGGACAAACCAGGAAUCCUUAGGAGGUUUUCUGGAUUGCAAACUUGCUUCCACCCUCAAAGGAGCAGUUCUUCCUCUGGCACCUGGAAAAAUUAAAGACAUUGUCAGUAUUAAAGUGCAUUUAAUUGAAGACUGUGGUUCAGCCUGUGGCUUUAAGUAUUUUCAUGCACUUUAAUCAUUAAUUUCCUCUGAAGAUAGUAUUUUUACUCAACGUUCUUUGCCUGGCACUUUCUUAUUACUAUGUCUAAUGGUGCAAGAGCAAGAUCACAGGGCAGUGGGUGUGGUCUGUGGGAGGCAGCCCUUUCUGAGCUGUAUAGACAUAAUGCUGCUUGCCACAGAGAAGCAGAGGAUGAAGUGACUGAUCUAAGAACGGGUCAACUGUUAUUCUUUUGUCACAAGAGACUGCCCUGAAGUGCUUUGGAAUAAAGACUGUUGUAGAGUCAUAAAAAGUUGCUAAGGAUGGGAUUAGCUUCUGUGCAGAACACUGUCGAUAUGAGACAUGAGUGGACAAAUACUCUUCAGUCAUCAAAAAGCUCUACUGAGUCUUUGUGUCAGUGCCUGCAGUGCUCAGUGUGUAGCCCAUAUCAGAGCUCCCAUUUUACAGUAUUAUAAUGAAGUUGUUUGCACGAUGUGCACACUUGCUUAAGAGCACAAUAGUGAUGUGGAUUUCCUGAGCCUGUAACUUCACAUGGGGAAUUUCUGAAAUAUCUGUCUUACACAGGUUGCUUUGUGUCUGUAGAAAACAGCAGCAGAAUCCUGCACAUGGCUUCUGAGAGACAGAUAGCCCACAAUGCUUCAUGUGGUUAACGUUUUCUGUCAGUCUUAGUGAGCAUCCUGUCUUGCUGUAAAUGAUUACAAGGACUUCAUUGCUUUUUGUAAUGUGCACACUGCCUCAGGCAGGAUGAGCAGUGUAAUUUGGACUCUGUGAAAGAGGUAAAAAUGAGCAGUCUCACUUUCAGCCUUUAUUUAAAAAUAAUAACAUGAGUAUUUCUGUAAAGUGUCAAUAUAGCAAGUGUA